Australozyma saopauloensis is the source of this 3579-nucleotide messenger RNA. RefSeq names its product Sys3p (gene SYS3). The record is from RefSeq and is a predicted model, not a curated record. The transcript has a single exon. Gene Ontology annotation, cellular component: Golgi apparatus. NCBI's taxonomy places the organism in Eukaryota, Fungi, Ascomycota, Pichiomycetes, Serinales, Metschnikowiaceae. Bases 1 to 3579 code for a protein of 1192 amino acids.
AUGUUCAACAAGCUCAAGUCGUUUUCGGAGGACGUGGCCAAAAGCUUCAACGAAAUCUCCCAGAACGAGCCAAGAAGAGACAACGAGGCUUUCAAGCAACUCAAAGACGGCUCUGCAAUUCUACAGACCACCACACCCGAUGCUUCCGACCUCACACAGCCAGAAAAUGAAGGUUCUCCUUCUUCAGCUGAUGACAAGAUAAAUGAACAACAAGAAAGCUCGCAGCCUCAGACAACGCAAGAGCCUGGCACUGGUGCCUCAAACGCAGGUACGCAUGCUUUAACCGAUUCGAAAGCAUCUCAAGAUCCAUUGGCCAAUAUAGACUUAGAAUCAUUGCCGCAAGUAGUUAGAUCCAAGUUAAAGAAGUUCGUGAAGUAUGAGGAGAAAUAUCCAGUUCUUCUUGAUGCCUACAAAACUGAAAAGAAGAAAACUCAAUUGAUACAGAUUUUUGAGAAAACAUUGCUGGAUUAUACUCCUGUUCUGUCUAUAUCUGAUGUGUCUCUACUAGUCGAUCACCUUAAAGGAUUAUCUGAAAGGACGAGUAUUAUGGAGUCAGAAUUAAGAAAGUCAACUGCUCUGAAUUCACUGAUAAGCAAGGAAAGGGAUGAAUUGACUAAGAAAUUGUCAGAUAGUGAGAAAGCCUUGAAGUAUUCUGAAGAGGCCCUCACAAAACACGCCAAAGAGGAAGAAAAAUUGAAGAGUUUAAUAAAAGAGUUAGAGGGGAAGGUCAUUGUUUUGGAGGAAGCCGAAUCAAGUAUAGAAGAUUUGAAACAAAAGCUCUCCGAGGCUGAGACGAAUCAAAAUUCUUCUGCAGCCUCGGCAGAUCAUGAGACGAAGAUUGCUGAUCUUGAGGCUCAAAUCGAGACACUCAAGGCAGUGCCCAAUACCGAUGAAGUUUUAGAUAAGAUGAAAUCAGACGCAGCAAGCCAAAUGGAAAAACUGUCGCAAGAAAUCGAUGAUUUGAAACAAAAAGCAGAGGAACAAGCUAAUGUCAUUCAGGAAAAAACUGACAAAAUUCUUGAUUUGCAAAAUCAGUUGGAGGAGGGCCAACAACUUCUCCUAUCAAAAUCACAGAAUGUGAAUGACUUGGUUAAUGAUUGCAAGAAAAAGGAUCAGUUGAUCAACGAACAGAGUCUAGAGCUUAAGAGUUUGCAAGAGCUUUCUGAGAAAAACACCGCAACACAAUCUCAAAUACAAAGCGAAAAGAAGGCACUUGAAUCAGAUAUCGACAAACUCAAGUCCACACAGGUGAGCCUAGAGGAGAAAAUCAGUAGCUUGCAAAACGCUCAGCUUGACACGCUGGAAUUGAACUCACUCGAAGAAAAGUUGAACCAGUCCAAUGCUGAAUUAGCCAGCAGAGGGAAGGAGUUGGCCAAGAUUCAAGAAAAAUUUGAGGAUCAGAGUUCAGAGCUCGCUACCAUUGAAAAACUGAAAAAAGAGCUUGAGAUAGAAUUAGAGGAGCUCAAAAAGAAGAUGAUAGAUACUGUACUGAGGCUUGAAAAGAACGAGGUGGCAGUGCUCACUGAGAAUACCAGAAAGACUGACGUCGACGCUUCAAUUGGGCAGGAAACCGACAGCGUACCCCAAAAUGUGGCAAGCAACAAUUCCAAAAACAAGAACAAAAAGAAAAAGAAGAAAUUGGUGUCUCCAGCUCCAAUUUCCCAAGUCAACGAGGCAACCGAUGAUGGUCAGAACAAGGAGAUCAAAGAUCUUGCCCUCAAGAUUGCUAACUUGGAAGAGGAGUUUGAAAAGUCUAAAAAAGAUAACCAGGAGCUCAGCAAUACUAUAGAAAAGUCGAGAAAGGAAAUUGAGAUGUUAGGCGAGGAAAAGGCACAAAUUUCCGCAGAGCUAAGCAAAUGUAGAGCAGAGUUGAACAAGAAAAUCGAAGAUCUCGACAUGCUCAAAGAUCUGCUUCGUGAUAUUGGCGACGAAUUGGUAACCGUCAAAGACAGAAAUAAGACCAUCGAGAUUGAAUGUGCUAAGGAAACCGAAGAGAAGAUUAAAGUUUCGGAAAAUAAAGUGCUCGAUCUUCAAUCACAAUUGAGCGAAAAAAAUUCUUCCCUUGAAGCCCUAAUUAGAGAAGGAAAGAAACUUUCGUCUGAUUUAGAUGGAAGUAAAUCGACACUUGCCGAAAACAAGUUGCUCAUCGAUAAAUUGCGCAAAGAAGUUUCUUCCAGAGAUGGUACUAUUCAGGAUAAUGACAAUGAACUUAAGCAAUUGCACGAGCAAUCAGUCAAGUUGAAGGAGGAUGCAGUGAAAGCAAAGUCCAAAUUGAACGAUUUGGCCAAAAGUGUAGCGAAGCUCACUGAUGAAUUAGACACCAGUGAAAAAGAGAAGAACAGCUUGCUAGACGAGAAGAAGCAACUCAAUGAUCGUAUUGACGAACUCCAAAAGUUGAAGAAUAAUGAUGGUUCAUUGAAGUUAGAGAUAGCGUCUCUACAGGCGUCAAUAUCUCAUAAAGAUGAGCAAAUUCAGGAACUCAAAUCUACCAUUGAGGCUAAAAAUAAGGAAAGGGACGAGAUGAACAUCUCAAUUGCCGAUUUGAAGGCCACCAACAAGGAUUUGCGGAAUCUGAACAAGAAUCUUGUCUCAGAGAGAGCCUCGACCCAGAAAAAGAUGGAGGAUGCGGCCGAAAGGUCAAAAGCAAUGGCUUCAGAGCUCUCCAAGCUUCAAGUAAGCAAGCAAGAAGUUGGAACGGAGCUAGAAAGCUUAAAGCUCAAAUAUGAAUCUUUAUUCAAGUCAAGAUCAAGUUCCUCGGGAGAGCUCCAGGCAUUGAAGCAGCAAUACGAUGAGCUCUCAAUUCGGGCUAAAGACAGUCAGAACAAGAUCGAUGAUCUCGAGGAAGAAUUAUCAGAGACGUCGAGGAUGUUGCAAGAAAGAACGCGGGAAGGAACGGCGCUAAGACGAAUGUUGUCUGAGACCAAAGAGGAACAUGAGCAAAAAUACAGUGAAUUGAAGGCAGAAAUUCGUGGAUUAAAUGAAGAACGAGAUAAUGUCCUCGCUGAACUACAGAGCUUGAGGAAGCGAAGCCAACGAGAGGUCGAGGAACUCACCAAGGAGACAGAGAAAUACUCCAAAAGAAUAGCAGAAUUUCAAGAGAGCUCGCAGAGUUUGAGGGAGCAAAUUGCAUCAGCCAAGCAGGCAAAUAAGGCCCUGUCGCCCGAUGAUAUUCAGAAACAAAAAGAUUUGGAAAACACGGUGAACGAGCUCCGUUUGUCACUUGAAAAAGCUAGCGAAAAAUCUCGCGAAUACGAAAGUCUCAAUCAAGUCCUAAAAAAAUUGAAGGAUGAGUCGGAUUCGAAGUUCGAGCGGUUGACCAAGAACUAUAAACUCAUUACUCAACAGUAUCGACUGAUGAAGGAGCAGAAAGACAAGAUGUCUUCUGCUUCAAGUUCCCGGAAGCUGUCCAUUAGCGAGGUUGGAGGUGCGCCCUCUGGUGUUAAUAUUGCCUACUUGAAGAAUGUGUUAAUUGGUUUUAUGGAACACAAGGAGCAACGCGAUCAACUUCUCCCUGUGUUGACUACUUUGUUCCAAUUGGAACCAGCUGAGCAGAGAAAAUUCAUGGUUGCAUUGAAAUAA